Drosophila serrata is the source of this 426-nucleotide messenger RNA. It is a transcript of the gene Cpr78Cb, whose product is annotated as Cuticular protein 78Cb. Lineage: Eukaryota; Metazoa; Arthropoda; Insecta; Diptera; Drosophilidae. The record is from RefSeq and is a predicted model, not a curated record. Gene Ontology annotation, molecular function: structural constituent of chitin-based larval cuticle. Gene Ontology annotation, cellular component: chitin-based extracellular matrix.
AUGCGAUAUUUUCUUGUGGGAUGGCUGGUGGUCUUGGCCCUGAUCACGGUGGUGGAAUUGGACGCCCGCCUGGUGAGGAUUCGCCGCAUUCGUAGAUUGGUUGGAGCCGACGAGCACGAUGCCCAGAUCACGGACUUCCGGGUGUCACCAUUAGACGACGAGGGUGUGUUUAAAUACGCCUUCAAGACGAGCAACGGCAUCGAUGUCCAGGCGGCGGGAAAUGCCCUGGAGACGAUUGGCAUCUACAGCUACACCUCGCCCGAGGGCGUGCCCAUCGAGACGCGUUACAUCGCCGACGAGCUGGGCUUCCAUGUGGUUGGCCGCCAUCUGCCGCAACCCCCGCCCACGCCGGACUAUAUCCUGCGAUCCUUGGAGUACAUUCGCACCCACACGGAAGACGGCAAGCUGAAGCCGCACGUUUUUUGA